GCAAACGCGCAUUUGUAGAAGAAAUUAUUCUCAUUUUGUAAUUUGUAUUUUACGUAGGUGCAUGUAGCCAAUGCCCAGUAGGCAGCCAGAUAGGCGUCUGAAUGUUGUGUUCUACGCAUGUGAUGAUUUAAUGACAACAUUUUUGUAUAAUAUUAAUUUGGUGAUUGCUUAUGAUUUUGUCUUGGACGUUUUUUUUGUAAAAAAUUAACAUUCGUUUUUUUCUCUACACGAAAUGUUUACAAAUACUAUUUCACUUGUGUGACUUAAUUUGUGCUACGGGCUUCUAAAAAUUAUUGCCUAUACAUCGGUUACUUCAGAGUUCAUCAUGCCGACGGACUCUGAAUGCGAGUGUGACUUAGUGACUAAGGAGUGGCUGCUAGCAAAGUUGCGAUCGGACGAGAGAGACACUAUCCUGAUUGAUUGCCGUGGAUCAAAUGAGUAUGCAGUGUCGCAUAUACGGUCAGCAGUAAAUUUCUCGAUACCGAGUAUAAUGUUAAGGAGAUUAGCGGCCGGAAAGAUAGAGUUGGCAUCAACCGUCCAGUGCAAGGAAUUAAAGGCGCGAAUUACACAUUGUUGUUCAAGAGGAACUUUUGUGCUGUACAGUGAUGGAGCAACUCGGGAACCUGACUCGGUGCAUGGCAUCUUGCUGAAACGACUUAAACAAGACGGAGUGCAAGUUGUGUGCCUAGAAGGUGACUUCACGGAGUUUCAUCGGACAUAUCCCGAGUGGUGCAGCGAAGCCGGCGGUCAGCAUCUACCUCACUUGCCACUCAUGGGACUGCGGUCGCUGCGCAUUUCGGGCGCGGGGUGUGACGAGGCGCUGUCUUCGGGAUCGUCUUCGGAGUGCGAAGAGACUCACGUGCCGCAAGAUUUCCCCGUCGAGAUCCUGCCCAAUCUGUUCCUCGGAAAUUCCGCUAACAGCGAGGACUGCGAGGCGCUCGCCCGUCACAACAUUAAGUACGUGCUCAACGUGACCCCCGACCUGCCAAAUACGUUCGAGCAGGGAUGCGGCAUCAGCUACCUCAAGAUCCCCAUCGCCGACCACUGGAGCCAGAAUCUCUCCGUGCACUUCCCGCAGGCCAUUCGCUUCAUCGAAGAGGCGAUGGCGGCCGGAUGCGGCGUGCUGGUGCACUGCGUGGCCGGCGUGUCCCGCUCCGUGACCGUGACGCUGGCCUACCUCAUGCAGCGGCACCGCCUGUCGCUGCGGGACGCCUUCGAGCUGGUGCGCUCGCGCAAGACGGACAUCGCGCCCAACUUCCACUUCAUGCGGCAACUGCACUCGCUGGAGCGGGACCUGGGCCUGCACGAGCGCUCCGCCCCUCUGAGUAAGGUGCUGGAGGAGACGGGCGCGCGUGAGCCGGCCGAGCGCUGCGGCUGCGUCGGCGCCGUCGGCGUCUCGCCCGACUCCGGCAUCGAGUUCGACCGCUGGAGCGCCGCGCGCGACACGCCGCGCUGACCCUUCGCCCCCCGACCCCCGCGCUCCCCGCGCUCCCCGAGGGACGCCUGUCCUCCGUGAGGACGCCUCGUCGCUUUUGUAUUUAGCCGAAGUCACUGGGUGACGCCGUCUGUUGCGCGGGAAGGCCGGAAGACGGAGCCAAUACUCAUGCGAUCGCGCAACUGCUACUCGCGAAGCGCGAUGUUUUGUGUUUCUGUAGUUUCUCUGAUGAGCCACACCUGCAGACCGUCCGGUUACAUUUCUCUGUGUCUUAAUCAUAUUCUAUUUUGUUUUUUAUUGUAUGUAUCAAAUAGCAUGGGCCGCGCAUCCGUCUUCCGUCCCGCAGUUCCGAUGCAUUGAAAGGAUAUAUUUUUAAUUAACGGAGUGCUUCUGAUGAUUCUUCCAGUGUCGUGCGUGUUCCUCGGUUCGUCUCAUUAUUUUAUUCGAGAGUAUAUUGACGAAGAAAGAUCGAAAGUUUAUUUUUUUACUCGUGUUCCUCAAUUAGAUCGUGGGAAAUGCCACACCCGUGGACGAAUGUAUUCCACGUUUCGCUAGUGAACAUGUAUUUUUGUCUCCGGCGGCAUUUCCCAUUUCAUAUAUUUUUCUAUCACAAAGUUAUACGUUAUACGAUUCGGUUCGUCUGUUACGUGCGUAAGACAAGCUUUAACGUUAAGUAUCUUAAAAAGUAGAAAAUUGUUACAAAUUGUAAAUUUGUUAUAGUUUAAGGAAUAUUAUUGAGAUUCAGCUUUCCCUACUUUCCCGUCGAACGUCCGCGCGGACUAGAUUUCAUUAUUGUUAUUAUAAUUAGGAAGAAGCGGAGAGCGGACGUCCGAUCUAUCGGAGCUCACCUGCACGUUGUUAUUGAAUUAUAUAAAUUAGUGCACAAAGUCGCUCAGGCCCGACGUAGCUCGUGACGUCACAGAUGACGAUAUUCUUGUACCCGUGUAUGAUUACAAUUUAAAAAUAUAUGUAUAGUACGUUGA
Pieris rapae (cabbage white) is the source of this 2418-nucleotide messenger RNA. It is a transcript of the gene Mkp3, whose product is annotated as dual specificity protein phosphatase Mpk3. NCBI's taxonomy places the organism in Eukaryota, Metazoa, Arthropoda, Insecta, Lepidoptera, Pieridae. Gene Ontology annotation, molecular function: MAP kinase tyrosine/serine/threonine phosphatase activity; protein tyrosine/threonine phosphatase activity. The record is from RefSeq and is a predicted model, not a curated record. The transcript has 6 exons. Bases 326 to 1456 code for a protein of 376 amino acids. Gene Ontology annotation, biological process: protein dephosphorylation; negative regulation of MAPK cascade. Gene Ontology annotation, cellular component: cytoplasm; cytosol.